Messenger RNA from Vicugna pacos (alpaca), 4239 nucleotides. RefSeq names its product gamma-glutamyl carboxylase (gene GGCX). Gene Ontology annotation, biological process: peptidyl-glutamic acid carboxylation. The record is from RefSeq and is a predicted model, not a curated record. Gene Ontology annotation, molecular function: gamma-glutamyl carboxylase activity; vitamin binding. Lineage: Eukaryota; Metazoa; Chordata; Mammalia; Artiodactyla; Camelidae.
GGUGCUGAUGUGUCGGGGAGGAGGGGCUCAGCGAGGCUGACCUCGCGACGCCCCCGGCUCCGACGCUGCUGCUUUGGCCGACCUACCUCCCCGGGGCCAUGGCGGCGUCUGCUCGGUCCGCGCGGGUCCCGCCUGUCUCAGAUAAAGUACAGAAAGACAAGGCUGGACAGACCUCAGGGUCCCGUCAGGGCAGCCGAAUGGGGAAACUCUUGGGUUUUGAGUGGACAGAUGUGUCCAGCUGGGGGAGGCUGGUGACCCUGCUGAACAGACCAACGGAUCCCGCAAGCCUCGCAGUCUUCCGUUUUCUCUUUGGGCUGCUGAUGGUUCUGGACAUUCCCCAGGAGCGGGGGCUCAGCUCCCUGGACCGAAGAUACCUGGACGGGCUGGACGUGUGCCGCUUCCCCUUGCUGGAUGCCCUGCAGCCACUGCCUCUUGACUGGAUGUAUCUUGUCUACACCAUCAUGUUUCUGGGGGCACUGGGCGUGAUGCUGGGCCUGUGCUACCGGAUAAGCUGUGUGUUAUUCCUACUGCCAUACUGGUAUGUGUUUCUCCUGGACAAGACGUCAUGGAACAACCACUCCUAUUUGUAUGGUUUGUUGGCCUUCCAGCUGACGUUCUUGGAUGCAAACCACUACUGGUCUGUGGACGGCCUGCUGAGUGCGCGGAAGCGGAAUGCCCACGUGCCCCUUUGGAACUAUGCUGUGCUGCGGGGCCAGAUCUUCAUUGUGUACUUCAUUGCGGGUGUGAAGAAGCUGGACGCAGACUGGGUUGAAGGCUACUCCAUGGAGUCCCUGUCCCGGCACUGGCUCUUCAGUCCCUUCAAGCUCGUGCUGUCCGAGGAGAUGACCAGCCUGCUGGUGGUGCACUGGUGCGGGCUGCUGCUCGACCUCUCGGCUGGUUUCCUGCUCUUCUUUGACGCCUCGAGGUCCGUCGGCCUGCUCUUCGUGUCCUACUUCCACUGCAUGAAUUCCCAGCUCUUCAGCAUCGGUAUGUUCCCCUACGUCAUGCUGGCCAGCAGCCCUCUCUUCUGCUCUCCCGAGUGGCCCCGGAAGCUGGUCGCUCACUGCCCGAAAAGGCUGCAAGGACUGCUGCCCCUCAGGGCUGCCCCUCAGCCCAGUGCCUCCUGCGUGUACAAGAGGGGCCGCGCCAAGGGCGGCCAGAAGCUGGGGCGGCGCCACCGGCUGGGCGCGGCCUUCACCCUGCUCUACCUCCUGGAGCAGCUCUUCCUGCCUUAUUCCCACUUCCUCACCCAGGGCUAUAACAAUUGGACCAACGGGCUGUACGGCUACUCCUGGGACAUGAUGGUGCACUCGCGCUCCCACCAGCACGUGAAGGUCACCUACCGCGAUGGCCGCACCGGCGAGCUGGGCUACCUUAACCCUGGGGUAUUCACACAGAGCCGGCGAUGGAAGGAUCAUGCCGACAUGCUGAAGCAAUAUGCCACUUGCCUGAGCCGCCUGCUUCCCAAGUACAAUGUCACUGAGCCCCAGAUCUACUUUGAUAUUUGGGUCUCCAUCAAUGACCGCUUCCAGCAGAGGAUUUUUGACCCUCGCGUGGACAUCGUGCAGGCUGCCUGGUCCCCCUUCCGGCGCACACCUUGGCUGCAGCCACUGUUGAUGGACUUGUCUCCCUGGAGGACCAAGUUACAGGAAAUCAAGAGCAGCCUGGACAACCACACAGAAGUGGUCUUCAUCGCAGAUUUCCCUGGGCUGCACCUGGAGAACUUCGUGAGCGAAGACCUGGGCAACACAAGCAUCCAGCUGCUGCAGGGGGAGGUGACCGUGGAGCUGGUGUCGGAACAGAGGAACCAGACUCUUCAGGAGGGAGAGAAGAUGCAGUUGCCUGCGGGCGAGUACCAUAAGGUGCACACGACAUCGUCCCGCCCCUCCUGCUACAUGUACAUGUAUGUCAACACCACGGAGCUUGCGCUGGAGCAAGACUUGGCGUAUCUGCAAGAAUUAAAGGAGAAAGUGGAGAAUGGAAGUGAAACAGGGCCUCUACCUCCAGAGCUGCAGCCUCUGCUGGAAGGGGAAGUAAAAGGGGGCCCCGAGCCGACACCUCUGGUUCAGACCUUUCUUAGACGCCAGCAAAAGCUCCAGGAGAUUGAACGCCGGCGAAAUGCCCCUUUCCACGAGCGACUCGUGCGCUUCUGGCUGCGAAAGCUCUAUGUGUUUCGCCGCAGCUUCCUGAUGACUUGUAUUUCACUUCGAAAUCUGGCACUGGGCCGCCCUUCCCUGGAGCAGCUGGCCCAGGAGGUGACUUACGCAAACUUGCGACCCUUUGAGCCCGUUGGAGAGUCAAGUCCUUCAAACACGGAUUCUGCAAGUCCUGAUCCUCCUGAGCCACAUUCUGACCCCAUCCACUCAGAGUUCUGAGGGAGGCCGGACACUGGGAACAGACAUGGGAGCAGCCAGUCACAGGACCAUUAUCUAUGCAGUGGACAUUUUAAAAAAAAUCACUUAAGACUUUUUUAAAACAUUUUUCUCCUAUCCAUAGCUCUGUUAAAUUCAGAGAUGAUAGAUUAGAGGAACCAAGGAAGUAAAGCAAAGAUAAGAUUUAUGAAUCCAAGAUUGAGGGGCUUGGGAAGGGGGUUAAGAAACAAUGUGAGAAUAUCUUUCUAGGCUAAAGGGGAUAAGAAUCAGGUAACAUGACUGGCUCCGUGGGGAAACAGAUUUAAUGUAUGUGAUGAAAAUAAUAGCUGGCUGUUCUCGAGUGCUUGCCGUUUGCUAGGUAGGCCCUGUGUGAAGCACUGUGCUUGUGUCAUUACAUUUGGUCCUUGAUGGCCAUUAGCCCUGUUUUACAGUUGGGGAAACUGAGGCUGAGAUGUAACAUAAUUUGCUCAAAGACAUAUACCUCAUAAGGGAUGGACUGAUGGUUUGAAUCUCAAGUCUGUUUGACUUAAGGUCCUGCACACUGCCUCCUGUAAUUUUUAGAAUCACUGACGAUAAUUCUGAAAUGAUGUAGCUUAAAGCUUGUCUACUUAAUUGUAAGUAUUAGGGUGGUAAGCAGGCUUUAAGUGUGUGUGCAGUAAUUUUCUCUUCACUGCAAUUCUGGUUCCUUCUCUGUUCCUGCUAUCUAUGCAGCCACUAAGUUUUCAUUAGCAGUUAUGAGAGUAUUUAGCACAGAGUUAAAGUAAACGGAAAUGUAGAUGGUUGGUAGUAGUAUUGCUCUAAAAAUAAGCUUAGUGUUUAGUAUUAGUCUAGCCUUUAGUCAGCAGGUGGUGUAAAGAUGUAACCAAACUUUUUGUGAGAGAUUAGGGAAUGUUUACAGCCACUUUCUAGGUUUGGAUGUACAAGGUUUGGAUAUGAUUCAGGAAGAUCCUCAAUUCUGCGAAAAUUCAAAGGCCUGGCACUGGAGCUAGGAAGUAAGAAUACAUAGAAUAAUUAAAAAAAAAAAACAAAAAAACCCCCGAGGCUCCUGCUCUGUGACCUCACGGCCCUGAGGCAGAGACUGGCAGUCCCUAUACUUUUGAUAAAGGACUGUUUUCAGGCUUCUCUUCCCAUGCCCCCUCUCCCCCCAUCUGAGUUCUCUCCUAGGCUGCUGCCUGUUCCCUGUACACACUUGGGAUGGUUAUGUCCACUCCAUGGUUUCCAGUGAUGCUCCUGCCCAGGCUCCCUUCCUGUGCCCUGGGCCUGUGCAUCUAUCUAGCUCCACCUGGAUGUCCCUCGGGGCUUUCACUGUCCUAAACAGAACUGGCAUUCAUUCCUAACUCAGACCUGCUUCUCCUGUAUUAGCCGGAUGGCAACUUUUUUUCCCCCCCCCCACUAAGCCAGCUGACUCAUCCAUCAGCCUUCUUUCUUCCCUUUUUCUCACAUUUCUUAGAAUUUCAAGUCCCAUCAGUUCUACCUCUUACUUCUUGGAUCUAUUGAUUUAAUCUCUACUGCCUCUGUGUUCUUCCAGUCUUUAUACUGGAGCCAUUAGGGGUAGACAGAGCAGAGGGGGCUGCUGUGCAGUUGUGUAGCUUGGGACUGAAUGAGGACACCUCCCUGAGGCCAGGUGGGGCCUGGCAGUAAGUCCCUCUGAUUCAUACAAGGCCUCUUGUGGGUCAGCGGCUGCUGUGCUCCAGGAGGCAUCUUGCUAACCGUGUGUGGGAACUGCUUCUCAGUCCCUUUGCAGAUCUCAGUGACACACAGUGAGCCUUAGCACUAUGUCCUUUGCCACUAGGGUCAGUUACCUUGUUCCCCUUACACCCUCCCGCCCUUUUUUUUACUUGGUAAUAAAGGUAGCUUUUCACUUUGA